This is a messenger RNA of Phoenix dactylifera (date palm), 970 nucleotides long. The record is from RefSeq and is a predicted model, not a curated record. Lineage: Eukaryota; Viridiplantae; Streptophyta; Magnoliopsida; Arecales; Arecaceae.
UGUACUUCUCGAAGCUGCUCACGCCCUUCGCUUAAUAUAAAAUAACAUCCAGAACCAAAGUGCCAACCAUCCCAAUCCUCUCUCUCGCUGUCGCUCUCUCGUCGAAGGAAGAGGGGUUAGAAGAAAAGGUGCUUCGAAAUCUUUCCCAUGGCUCUCGCUUGCUCUCUGCCGCGCUUGCCUCUGGCACGCCCCAACCCCAAUUCCGCUUCCGAUCCUUGGUCACUAUCGAUGCCUAUGAAUCGCCUCUCGUUCCCUCUCUCUUCUUCUCAUCCCCCUCCGCCUCCCUUCCGGGCCAAGGCGGCCAACCCCUUCUCCACUUCCCGCGGAGACCAGCACAGAGCAAGGGCAGAGAUGCAUGAAUCUGAAAGCGCUUUGGCUGUAGAUGCUUUCACAAAUGUCAAGCAUGUGCUUCUUCCGGUUACUGAUCGGAAUCCUUACCUUUCAGAGGGAACAAGACAGGCUGCAGCAACCACCACUGCUCUGGCCAAAAAGUAUGGAGCGGACAUCACAGUCGUGGUUAUUGAUGAUAAGCUGAAAGAGUCCAUCCCAGAGCAUGACACUCAACUGUCUAGUAUUAGAUGGCACCUUUCAGAAGGUGGUUUUAAGGAAUUCAGUUUGAUGGAGCGGCUUGGAGAAGGAAAGAAGCCAACUGCUAUUAUAGGUGAGGUUGCUGAUGACUUGAACUUAGAUCUUGUAGUCUUAAGCAUGGAAGCAAUCCAUUCAAAGCAUGUUGAUGGAAAUUUGUUGGCAGAGUUCAUCCCCUGUCCUGUGUUGCUUCUGCCUCUCUAAUAUAUCUGAUUGGAUAUAAAUUGUUGUAAAUUUAGUGUUUUGUAGUGGAGCUGCACUUGAGAUUCUUGCCAAAACUGUUUAUCCUAUCUUUGCUCUUCCUAUUCUUUUCCCCUUUCUUCUUUCUCAUGACCCUCCAGAUGUUUAAGUUUCCACAAUGCAAAACUAUAUCCAAUUUUCUGAA